Molecule: messenger RNA, 634 nt
Organism: Fomitopsis serialis
Lineage: Eukaryota; Fungi; Basidiomycota; Agaricomycetes; Polyporales; Fomitopsidaceae
Exons: 2
Coding region: 91-558 (155 amino acids)
Source: RefSeq, a predicted model, not a curated record
GGCUCUGGUACAUUCCUUCCCUUUUCCAAUCCCUCUCUCCCUGACAAUGUCGACCUUGCUGCACGCCACGCUGGUCUGGUCGAAGUCACCAUGACCAGUCCGUCGUCCGAUAAAUCCUGUACGUAUCGGAGCGCGAGAGAACAUGCUUACGUUGUCCUAGCUGCAUGCGACCAGCACCAGAUCGCGCACGAAGUGAGAGACGCAGAUGGUAAGCUGCGCGGGGCCUUCACGCUCGCGCUCUUUCGAGCGCUGCGCGAUUCGGAGGACGGGAGAAAGAGCUAUCACACGAUCAUUUCAAACCUUAAGCUAGUAAGACCCUCGGUGACUGGGCAACAGCCGGAGUGCAGGGGGAUGGACAGGUUCAAGAGGGCUUUCAUGCACUACGCUGUGCAUGAGGACCUCUCGUCGAACUCGCAGGAGAUGGAGAAUGGGCGACUUGGAGCCAGGCGGCAGCGACUCCCGGAGUCCACUCCAGCGCUGCCGCGCCUCCGUCGCCUCCAAACGAGCGAUGCACACAUGCGUCUGCCCAUCUCCGAGUCGAUGGCGGCGGUCAAGUAACCUGCCUGCGUAAGUCUAGGCUGAGACAAUAGGGGAGCUCAGACUGAACGGGCAAGGGUACGGGUACGGGCAAGGG